Eimeria necatrix is the source of this 975-nucleotide messenger RNA. RefSeq names its product diacylglycerol acyltransferase, putative. The transcript is spliced from 11 exons. Lineage: Eukaryota; Apicomplexa; Conoidasida; Eucoccidiorida; Eimeriidae. Gene Ontology annotation, cellular component: endoplasmic reticulum membrane. Gene Ontology annotation, biological process: triglyceride biosynthetic process. The annotation marks the transcript as partial. The record is from RefSeq and is a predicted model, not a curated record. Gene Ontology annotation, molecular function: diacylglycerol O-acyltransferase activity.
CAGCAGCAACAGUUGCAGCAGCAGCAGCAGCAGUUGCUGCAGCAGCAGCAGCUGCAGCAGCAGCAGCAGGUGCUGCAGCAGCAGCAGCAGCUGCUGCAGCAGCAACGGCAGCCAGUGCGGCGGGGUGAGGACUUCCUUGCGCUGUGCAGCGACCGCGAAGAAGAAGCUCGAGCUGCGGCGCGCUACCCCCACAGCAUCACUUUGGCCCACGUGUACAGAUUUAUUGUUUUGCCAACAAUGUGCUUCCAAUUCCAGUAUCCCUUCACCCCCUGCGUUCGGUGGCUUUCGGUGCUGCGACACGCAGCAGAGUCUGCUGUCUGCCUCGCCAUGAUGAAGAUUGUAAUCGACCAGUACAUUUGGGUUGUUGUUCGCGACUCCUUUUCGAUAACGGAGCUGCAGUCGAUUCCUUUAUCUGUUCUUGUCUCUCAUUUCUUUAGACAGAUGGUGCGCUUGUCCAUCCCGAACCUGUACGUUUGGCUGCUGAUGUUCAUCGGCCUCUUCCACCACUGGUGUAAUAUCUUGGCAGAAAUAACGCGGUUUGGUGACAGAGAGUUUUACCUCGACUGGUGGAACGCGUCGUCGUUUGGAGAGUAUUGGCGCAAGUGGAAUCUUCCGAUUCAUUUCUUCCUCCACCGCCACGUCAAUAAACCCUUACUCAGAAACGGAGUUCCCAAGUUUUUUGCUGCUUGUGUCGUUUUUUUCAUUUCCGCUUUAAUGCACGAGUACCUCGUAGUGGUGCCGCUGCAGCUGGGCUGGACUGGCUUCAUUUUCUUCGCCUUCAUAGGGCAAAUUCCCCUCAUGUAUUUCACCAACAUCCAGUUUUUCCAAGAUAACCCGACAGUUGGAAAUUGUUUCUUUUGGCUCGUAUUUUGCUUCACCGGACAACCCCUGGGCAUUUUGCUUUACUGGUACCUGUGGGGCGUCAAGCAAGGAGCAGUCACUGAGCUGGACCCCAGCAGAAUUGCUUUGUCUUAA